UCUUGGCUCUCCCUUUCUCUUACUCUCUCUGCUAUAAUAGAAAUUGAAUUGCAGAUCAAAAAACAUGGAAGAGUGGAUGAGACGUGAAAGUCAAAAGGCAGGCAUGGCAGCAAAUCCCAAGCCGCCUCUUAUUUUCCUUCACCUUCUCUUGCUCUCCAUACUUCCAUUACAGAUUACAGCAUCACCAGCAACGCAAGCAGAAGCUCUUGUCAAAUGGAAAAACAGCCUCACCCCUCCUCCCCCUUCUCUCACUUCAUGGUCCCUCUCCAACCUCAACAGCCUCUGCAACUGGACAAGUAUUGUCUGCGACUCAACCGGAACAGUCUCCGAGAUAAACCUCUCAGGCGGUGCUGACGUCAAUGGAACACUGGCCCAGUUCAACUUCACUCCAUUCCUUAACCUCACUCGCUUCGACCUCAGCCACAACAAUCUCAGCGGACCAAUACUUCCGGAGAUUGGCCAGCUAACAGAGCUUCAGUACGUGAGUCUUCUCGACAACUAUCUCAAUGGGAAAAUCCCAUAUCAGAUUACCAAUCUUCAAAAGGUAUGGUACUUAGACCUUGGAUCAAAUCUCUUAGUAUAUCCUGAUUGGUCUAAAUUUUCUACCAUGCCUUUGUUGACCCAUCUUGCCUUCAAUUACAAUGAACUCACUUCAGAGUUCCCAAGAUUUAUACUUGAUUGUCACAACUUGACCUUCUUGGAUUUGUCCCAGAAUAAGUUCAAUGGAACAAUACCAGAAUCUUUAUUUACCAAUCUGGGCAAGCUUGAAUUCCUUAAUCUUACUGAUAAUUCAUUCCAAGGAUCAUUGUCACCAAACAUUUCCCACCUUUCCAAGCUCAAAGAUCUUCGUCUAGGACAAAACCAUUUCAGUGGCCUUAUUCCUGAGGUUAUUGGAGCAAUUUUCAAUCUUCAAAUGAUAGAAAUGUACAACAAUUCAUUGGAAGGGAGAAUUCCUUCUUCAAUAGGCCAGCUCAAGCACCUCUCGGAACUCAAUCUUAUAAUGAAUAGCUUGAAUUCUACAAUUCCUCAUGAGCUUGGGUUUUGUACAAACCUCACCUUCUUGGCCCUGUCUACAAAUUCGUUAAUUGAGGAAUUGCCUUUGUCCUUGACCAACCUGACUAAAAUUAAAGAGUUGCGUUUAUCUGAUAAUUCUCUCUCUGGUUUGAUCUCACCGUAUUUUCUCUCCAAUUGGACUGAGUUAAUCUCUUUGCAACUUCAGAAUAAUCGUUUCUCUGGAGAAAUUCCACCGGAAAUAGGCCUAUUGACAAAGCUCCAAUAUCUUUUUCUGUUUAAUAAUAGCCUUUCUGGCUCAAUUCCCACUGGGGUUGGGAGGUUGAAAGAUUUGGUGUUAUUAGACCUUUCACAAAACCAGCUCUCUGGUCCGAUUCCUCUGACAGUUUGGAACCUCACAAACCUUCAAAUCUUACAAAUUUUCUCCAACAAUCUCUAUGGCACAAUCCCACCAGAGGUUGGAAAUAUGACGUCACUGCAAACUCUUGAUCUCAACACCAACCUUCUCUAUGGGGAGUUGCCAAACACCAUUUCUCGGCUCGGUAAUUUAACGACAAUCUCUCUUUUUGACAAUAACUUCUCGGGCACUAUUCCUAGUGACUUUGGGAAGUAUAGUUCUCUUAUCAUGGUUAGCUUUUCCUACAAUAGCUUCUCUGGAGAAUUGACACCUGAAUUGUGCAGCAGCUUUGCUCUUGAAGUUUUCACAGUGAAUAGAAACAACUUCACAGGGCCAUUGCCAGAGUGCUUGAGAAAUUGCUCGAAACUAAAUAGAGUGCGGUUUGAUGGGAACCGAUUCAAUGGAAACAUUACAAAUGCUUUUGGAGUUCAUCCAAAUCUGAGUGUCAUUUAUCUUGGUGACAAUCAAUUUGUUGGUGAAAUCUCAGCGGAAUGGGGAGAAUGUGAAUCUCUCACCGAUUUGCAGAUGUACAGAAAUAGAAUUUCAGGAAAAAUCCCAGUAGAGCUUGGAAAGUUGACUAAACUGCAGGUUUUAAAUCUGGACUCCAACCAAUUGUUCGGGGAAAUUCCAACUGUACUUGGAAAUCUAAGCCUGCUGUUGAAGCUCAAUCUGAGUAGGAACCAUUUGAUGGGAGAGAUCCCUCGAAGUCUAGGCAAUUUGAGUGAGCUUAGCAAUCUUGAUUUGUCUAGAAACAGUCUGGCUGGGAACAUACCAAAAGAACUUGGGAAUUGUGGUAAAUUAUUGAGCUUGGACUUGAGCAACAACAACCUGUUAGGUGAAAUACCAUCCGAGCUUGGUAACUUAAUGGAAUUGCAGUCAUUGUUGGACCUCAGCAGCAAUAGACUCUCAGGAAACAUUCCUCAAAACCUUGCAAAGCUUUCAAAAUUGGAGAGCCUGAAUGUGUCACAUAACCAACUUUCAGGGGAAAUCCCUUCAUCAUUUAGAAAUAUGCAGCCUAAUCAGUAG
Messenger RNA from Corylus avellana, 2434 nucleotides. The record is from RefSeq and is a predicted model, not a curated record. Lineage: Eukaryota; Viridiplantae; Streptophyta; Magnoliopsida; Fagales; Betulaceae.